This is a messenger RNA of Anastrepha ludens (Mexican fruit fly), 2321 nucleotides long. RefSeq lists its product as uncharacterized. The record is from RefSeq and is a predicted model, not a curated record. Bases 190 to 1659 code for a protein of 489 amino acids. Lineage: Eukaryota; Metazoa; Arthropoda; Insecta; Diptera; Tephritidae. The transcript has a single exon.
CAUACAAAACACAUAAUCAAGGAAGAGCGACAACAAGAUCAAACAAGUCAGACAUUGCAGCGGAAAAAGUCACAACAAAAGCAGUACAGAUGCGAAAACCGACUACAAGAAAAAGUAACCAACAGUCUUACAAGCGAUUUUGCAAGCCUUCAGCAUGCGCACGAUUUAGGUCACAAGCGUAGCAAACGCAUGCACGCCAAGACAGCGUUACAUGCUGCGACCUCAGUCGAAGUCAUGCACGCGAAACAAAUUUUAGUUAGCAAUAAAAAUUUAACGAUUGUCAAGAAGCAUAAAAAGUUGUAUACGACCUCUGCAACUACAAAUUUAUCGAAUGUGGAUACUGAGCUGAAAAAUAAGAUCAUGGCAUUACAAACCAAUACGAAAAAUGACCAUGGUUGUGGUGGUCAACAUAGGACUUGCUUACCAACUAUGAAUUCGAUACCUGAAUUCGGUGACGGUAGGAACAGUAGUUUGAUGUGUAAAUUCACAUAUAGGGAUCACAGCAACGGUACCGUUUCAAAUAUUUUUAAAAAAAAUCCAGAUUUAGUUAUUGAAAGUCAGAAGAAUAAGCAGUUAAGUUUCAAAAAUAGCAAGUUCUUACGGUGUCCCCUGAUUAAUUACCUCAAACCGAACACAAUAAAUACGGCCCAGAGCCACAUCAUUGAUCAUGCUUCUGACUUUCGGCACAAAACGCAAUUCGUACCAACUGACGUGGCAAAAUACCAAACUAAUACCAAUAAUAUGGGGCAGUUUUUCUUGGCGUCUGGCGACUCUAACUGUAGUCUUAGGAAACAGCUUAUAGUUGCUGUUGUGGGUUGCGAUGGCAAUAUACAGCAAAGAAACAGCGAUAAUUUCGAGAUUGGGAGUGCUGACAUGAGCAUUUCUAGCGAAGUCAACACAAUUGGAAAUAGAAAUAGCAAUGAGGAUCCCCAUGUUCAAAACAUGACGAAUAAUGUCCUUGCCGAAUUCGUUUUAAAAAACAAUGAUUCCGAUAAUAUACUCAUGAGGAGUUGCACCUCAGAGUUGUCCAAAUGUAAUGACAACAAUGUCGCUAUAUACUGUGUGCCCAAUAAUAAUCAUAUUAGGGAAGAUUUAAGAAAGAAAACGAAUAGUCCUCAAUGGCAGACACCACAAGAUGUGAACAUUACUGGCAGUUAUAGCCAAGUUGGCUGUUUAUUGACCAAUUCGCCCAAUAUACGGGGUAUUGACAACGCUGGUGUAAUGCACGAUAUGCUUAAUGAUCCUAUUGAACAGGUGUUUGCAGGUUUAAAUAAUGACAAUAGAAAUUGUGUCGAUCACAAAUUAAUGCCCAAAUACGUUCUAAAAUUGCACACGAAACAGUCGCAUGCUCAAUAUCAGCAGCAAAGGCAAUAUGCGAAUGCAGAUAUAACAGCCGACAAUUUGCGUAAUGCUGACUACGUGAGCGAUUGUGAGGAUAUACAGCGAUUGAAGUGCCCCAGUACCCUUAAAGGCGCGUUGACACUGCAGCAGGAGAUGGUGCAGCAAGACGAUCUGCAGCAAAAUAGAAGUGGAAAGCUCCUCGAUGACGAUAAUAAUACUUCAGGGAUUCCGUUUUGCGUGAGCAGCAUAAGUGUAAGCGAUUGUGUCGAAUAUUUAAACGACGAACUGGAAGAUCUGAAGGUUAUGUUAGUCUGCUAGCUGUACUUAGUGCUAGACUUUUGCAAGUACAGCUUCUAAGUUUGUGCAUAUUUAGAAGGUGCAGCCUACUCCAUACAAACAAAUUGCAGUAAGAGCUUCAAGUGUGUGGAACAAUGUGACUUAUCCGCGGCCGGGAUUGCCUGCUUUACUAAGAUAUUCCAAUGUAAGUAUAGGACUGCACAUAAAACUACAUUCAUUAAUAAAUCCUGCUAAGAAAAUAUACCAACGAAUAGUUUGUUGCCGAUCUGAAUCCUCGGAAUGGUCCAAAAUACAAGUCUGAGCAGAUUAGUUCUGAUGAUUGGUUAAUUAUAGUAUUGUUUGAGCAGUCUUCCAGGUUUCAGUUAUAAAACCGAUGUACUUAAUAUACAUUGCAUGGCGAGGGAAAUCUGCUUUCAUAAUGGCGAUAUUGUAGGAAGCCGUAAUCUUAUUUCCAACAAUCGCAUUUAUUCAAUAAAUACAUUAAAUAAAAUGUUUAGCAACAUUAAAAUCUUACUAGCUGACGUUCCUGCUAUAUGGAACGAUCGUUUUAAAUUAAACUCGAUAAUAAAGUUUGUAGUGAAAAUAGAAUGAAGACUCACGAGGGCGACGCAACAACAAAAUCAGUAUAGAUUUUAACGGCAGUACCUUAGCACAACAGAAGCCAAGAUCAAAUUUAGAACUUC